AGGCGGGAUGAGGCGCGGGCGUUUAUAAGGCGCCGCCCCGCCAGGCUCGCCGUACAUUUCGCUGAAGCUUUGAAGUGUUGUGUGGACCUCGCACCGCCCGGCUAUCGGUCAGAAUGGCGUCAGAUGAGGGAAAACUCUUUGUCGGCGGGCUCAGUUUCGACACCAAUGAGCAGUCAUUGGAGCAAGUCUUCUCUAAAUACGGACAGAUUUCUGAAGUUGUGGUGGUGAAAGACAGAGAGACUCAGAGAUCCAGAGGUUUUGGCUUUGUUACUUUUGAAAAUAUCGAUGAUGCAAAAGAUGCGAUGAUGGCCAUGAACGGAAAGUCUGUAGAUGGGCGUCAGAUCCGAGUUGACCAGGCUGGGAAGUCCUCAGAGAACAGAUCCCGUGGCUACAGAGGGGGGUCCUCGGGGGGCCGGGGCUUCUUCCGCGGGGGCCGAGGCCGGGGCCGUGGCUUCUCCAGAGGAGGUGGAGACAGAGGCUAUGGCGGCAGCAGAUUUGAUUCCAGAAGUGGAGGCUAUAACGGCUCCAGAGACUACUAUAAUAGCAGGAGUCAAGGUGGCUAUGGAGACAGGAACUCAGGAGGCUCCUACAGAGACAGCUACGACAGUUACGGUAAGUCGUGCUUCGAGCGGGAGCGCUGAGUCCGUGUGCUGUAGGAGCUCUGAACCUGCUGAGCCCGAGCCUGCAGCUGGGGCAGGCUCAGGCUGUGGACGUGUGGUGGUGCCGGGAGAUUCUAAUUUAAUGCAUGUGCAGGAGUUGCUCGGAUCUAAGGCAAAGCAAGUGUUUAAAAAAAAAAAAAAGAAAAGAAAAGGUGUUCCUGGAGCCCAAACUCGGCUGCCCUAACGCACUGACCCGCGGGUGGGGGAUCUCAGUAGCCAAGUAGCCGUAGCCUUGGAAUAAUGCAAAGGGAGUAAAAUGCUGGAACUUGUCUUUGCUUCAGUGCCUUUACAAUUGUGCCUGCUUCUUGUCCUCAGCUACACACAACGAGUAAAAAUCCUUCCUGACUCAAGAUCGUCCUUCCAAUGGCUGUAUUUAUAAAGAUUUUUGGAGCUUCGCUGAAAUGGUUAUUGUGUAGUACAUCUACUUGUAUUUUCACUUUUGUAGUAUUAUCAGUUCUGAUCUUGUCAUACACAGCCUGGCAGCUUCUGAGACAAGACUGUCUGAUUAGACUGUCUUGGAGAAAGCUCUGCUUUCAAGUGGUUUUAAUCUUUUUUGAAAGCACUUCAGAUUUUAUUUUAUCCUCCAUGAAUGAGCCAAGGUGUUCGUUUUUGGUUGUUUUUUUUAAGUUGGGGCCCCAAUUCAGUUUCUUUUGAGCUAGCAAGGACCUUGUACCAAUGUUCACUAGAAGCUGAACAAGCUGUGGACUUUUUUUUCUUCCUUUUUUUUUUUUUCAAGUGCAUUACCUUCGUCUUUUGUAACAUUCCUUUAGUGUAGCAAGGUAGGAAUGCAGCUUGGGUUCCGUUGGAAGGCAAACCACCUUGAUAUAUCUAAAGAGAAACGUGCUUGUAUGUUCAACCCGCAUAACGGUAUUUUUACUGUUGUAAUGAUGUAAAUGACCCAGAACUAGACUUGCAAACCAUAAAGAGGUUCUUGAAAAUGUUUAUUUAUAUUGUCCUUUUUUACUGGAAGAAAUAUGCAUAUUCCAUUGCUGUUGUAUUUGAAGUGGUAAAGGAUUCCUGUAUACAGUUUUCUUUGGCUUUACGAAGCCUAUUAAAAGACCGUCUGAAAUGAA
Messenger RNA from Melospiza georgiana, 1732 nucleotides. RefSeq names its product cold inducible RNA binding protein (gene CIRBP). The coding region runs from base 114 to 641 and encodes 175 amino acids. Gene Ontology annotation, molecular function: RNA binding. Gene Ontology annotation, cellular component: spliceosomal complex. The transcript is spliced from 6 exons. Gene Ontology annotation, biological process: positive regulation of mRNA splicing, via spliceosome. NCBI's taxonomy places the organism in Eukaryota, Metazoa, Chordata, Aves, Passeriformes, Passerellidae. The record is from RefSeq and is a predicted model, not a curated record.